Molecule: messenger RNA, 1528 nt
Organism: Mesoplodon densirostris (Blainville's beaked whale)
Lineage: Eukaryota; Metazoa; Chordata; Mammalia; Artiodactyla; Ziphiidae
Product: heterogeneous nuclear ribonucleoprotein A3-like
Exons: 1
Coding region: 1-1140 (379 amino acids)
Molecular function (GO): RNA binding
Source: RefSeq, a predicted model, not a curated record
AUGGAGGUAAAACCGCCGCCCGGCCGCCCCCAGCCCGACUCCGGCCGUCGCCGCCGCCGCCGCCGGGGGGAGGAGGGCCAUGAUCCAAAGGAACCAGAACAGUUGAGAAAACUGUUUAUUGGUGGUCUGAGCUUUGAAACUACAGAUGAUAGCUUAAGAGAACAUUUUGAGAAAUGGGGCACACUUACAGAUUGUGUGGUGAUGAGAGACCCCCAAACAAAACGUUCCAGGGGCUUUGGUUUUGUUACUUACUCUUGUGUUGAAGAGGUGGAUGCAGCAAUGUGUGCUCGACCACACAAGGUUGAUGGGCGUGUAGUGGAACCAAAGAGAGCUGUUUCUAGAGAGGAUUCUGUAAAGCCUGGUGCCCAUCUAACAGUGAAGAAAAUUUUUGUUGGUGGUAUUAAAGAAGAUACAGAAGAAUAUAAUUUGAGAGACUACUUUGAAAAGUAUGGCAAGAUUGAAACCAUAGAAGUUAUGGAAGACAGGCAGAGUGGAAAAAAGAGAGGAUUUGCUUUUGUAACUUUUGAUGAUCAUGAUACCGUUGAUAAAAUUGUUGUUCAGAAAUACCACACUAUUAAUGGGCAUAAUUGUGAAGUGAAAAAGGCCCUUUCUAAACAAGAAAUGCAAUCUGCUGGAUCACAAAGAGGUCGUGGAGGUGGAUCUGGCAACUUUAUGGGUCGUGGAGGAAACUUUGGAGGUGGUGGAGGUAACUUUGGCCGUGGUGGAAACUUUGGUGGAAGAGGAGGCUAUGGUGGUGGAGGUGGUGGCAGCAGAGGUAGUUACGGAGGAGGUGACGGUGGAUAUAAUGGGUUUGGAGGCGACGGUGGUAACUAUGGCGGUGGUCCUGGUUACAGUAGUAGAGGAGGCUAUGGUGGUGGUGGACCAGGAUAUGGAAACCAAGGUGGUGGAUAUGGUGGCGGUGGUGGCGGAUAUGACGGUUACAAUGAAGGAGGAAAUUUUGGAGGUAACUAUGGUGGUGGUGGGAGCUAUAAUGAUUUUGGAAAUUAUAGUGGACAACAGCAAUCAAAUUACGGACCCAUGAAGGGGGGCAGUUUUGGUGGAAGAAGCUCGGGAAGCCCCUAUGGUGGUGGUUAUGGAUCUGGUGGUGGAAGUGGUGGAUAUGGUAGCAGAAGGUUCUAAAAACUCAGAAGAAAAGGGCUACAGUUCUUAGCAGGAGAGAGAGCGAGGAGUUGUCAGGAAAGCUGCAGGUUACUUUGAGACAGUCGUCCCAAAUGCAUUAGAGGAACUGUAAAAAUCUGCCACAGAAGGAACGAUGAUCCAUAGUCAGAAAAGUUACUGCAGCUUAAACAGGAAACCCUUCUUGUUCAGGACUGUCAUAGCCACAGUUUGCAAAAAGUGCAGCUAUUGAUUAAUGCAAUGUAGUGUCAAUUAGAUGUACAUUCCUGAGGUCUUUUAUCUGUUGUAGCUUUGUCUUUUUCUUUUUCUUUUCAUUACAUCAGGUAUAUUGCCCUGUAAAUUGUGGUAGUGGUACCAGGAAUAAAAAAUUAAGGAAUUUUUAACUUUUCAA